AUGUCGCAAACCGUUGGCCUGACUCGCCUCUCCUACUCCCGGGUAUGGCACCACGUCUCCGCCUCAACUCCCCACGAAACCCUCUCCACCCAGCCGGGCGUCACCCCCCCGUCCCUCGGCCGCCUCGCUUCGCGCAUCGCCGUGCUGCUAAUGGGCAAGCACAAGCCGACCUGGGACCCAUCGACGGACUGUGGCGACUACGUCGUCGUGACUGACUGCGCGGCGCUGCACGUCACGGGCCGCAAGAAGUGGCAGAAGACGUACUACCGGCACAACACCCGUCCAGGCUCGCUGCAGGCCGUCACCAUGGACGUACUGAUGGAGAAGCACGGCGGCGCAGAGGUGCUGCGCAAGGCGGUCAGCGGCAUGCUGCCCAAGAACAGGCUGCGCGCCCCGCGGCUGGCGAGGCUCAAGGCGUUCGAGGGCGAGGCGCACCCCUAUAAGAAAAACGUGAUCCGGUUCGGAGGCGUCCCCGUCGGGCAGCACGGGUGGGAGGAGCAGGUCAAGGCGAUUCGGGAGGCGGACUCGGAGAGGAUAUGA
Molecule: messenger RNA, 540 nt
Organism: Colletotrichum navitas
Lineage: Eukaryota; Fungi; Ascomycota; Sordariomycetes; Glomerellales; Glomerellaceae
Product: ribosomal protein L13
Exons: 2
Coding region: 1-540 (179 amino acids)
Biological process (GO): negative regulation of translation; translation
Cellular component (GO): mitochondrial large ribosomal subunit; ribosome
Molecular function (GO): mRNA binding; structural constituent of ribosome
Source: RefSeq, a predicted model, not a curated record